AUGAUAGAACACGCAGCACACUGGCAGCUUGCACUGCUAGGCGCGGAAUUCUGGAACGACGUGGAGACGAGAAAUCAGCCUGUCCACGACCUCAUUGAUACGGUACAUGACCAAACUCUCCAUACCCGUUUCCCGUUCAACCUUGUUAGUGAGGAAAACAGCCGUGCCAGCAACAACACUUCUUCCGAUUCUUCAGACAAGCCGCGGCGCCGUCGCCGCUACAGCAUGAGCGACGUAUUUACCAGAAACACCGCAUCCAACACCCCAGAAUUGACCCUGACCAUGGCCGGAUCGCGCAAGGUCGAGCGUGCGAAGCGUUCGCGCUCCGAGAGCCGGACUUGCUCCCAGGAGCAGCAGACACCGCAGCAGCAGCAGCAGCAGCAGCCUCAGCCAUUCAGCCGGUCCUCCAGCACAGCGUCCAGCAGGAACAACCAAAGCACCGCCUCGCUCCUCCGCUCCGCGCUCCAGCGCUUGAGCCCGCAGCAAGUACAGCAAGCCCAAGCCCAAGCACAAAGCCUACCCAUCGUCUUCUUCACAGCCGAGCAAGCCACCCCGACCAACCCGCUCCUAGAAUUCCGCGGCGGCGCGACCUGGGCUCGAUUCCCGCGGAACCGACGUUCAUUGGGGAUCGAUGUCUACUUGCCUAUCGACAAAUCCCAAUCUGCUACCGCCACCACCGCCGCAGCGGAUUCCACAGCGCAGACCGAAGAACAGACAAACGGAGAAGAGGAAGAGGAAGACGAAGACGAAGACGAAGAAGAGGUAGAAGAGCGCGUUGAGGUCCUGCCCGUGGAGCAACUGUUCCCGCUCAUCCAUUUCCGGCACCUCCGCUCCCUCAAGAUCACCGGCAUGGUGCAGUCGUACCAGAGGUACAUCUGGCAAGCGGCGUGGCUGAACACGGGCCUCGAAGAGCUGGAGCUCAGCAUGGUCUGCCCCCCGCGCCUUCGCCAGUCCUUCGCUGGGAACUGGCCGUACAUCAAGGGCGGAUGGACGAUGAAUCCCACCCACUACAGUGCCCCUGUCUACUACGGCACCGGCGCCGGCGCCCUCCCGCGCACCAUCGGCGAAGGCGAAUACCUGGACAAGAUCGCCCUCGAGAAGGCCAAAAUCUGCGCCAUGGUGCAAGGCCCCACGCGCAACCGGCUGUCGAUCCGCACCCUGACGCUGACGGGCUUCGUGAUCGACGCCGACCCCUUCCUGCUCUGGUUCGACGCCACGCGGCUCAAGUGCCUGCAUUUCAAGGACUACUGCGUCGACGCCGGCUUCUAUCUGUGUGAGGCUAUGCACUGCGUCUCCGUGCUGUAUCCCCGGCUGUUACUGGUUGAUGAGGAAGGCCGGGAGGCCGUCGUCGCGCGCCGGGUGAAUCUGCGGAAGGAGUUGAAGGUCGUGCAGCUACGGGGUGGACGGAAGGUUGGGGAGAUGGCGUACACUGGGCCGGGGUGUUUGGAUAGGGAGAUUCCGGAGGCGGUGGGGGUGGGGGUGGGGGUGGGUGUGGGUGGUGCUGUGCAGGAAGAGGAAGAGGAAGAGGGGGCGGAGGGUGCUGAUGCUGCUGCUCCUGCUCCUGCUCCUGAUCCUGCUUCUGCUACCGAGUAAGCGUAAAGGA
This is a messenger RNA of Aspergillus brunneoviolaceus CBS 621.78, 1603 nucleotides long. RefSeq lists its product as uncharacterized. Lineage: Eukaryota; Fungi; Ascomycota; Eurotiomycetes; Eurotiales; Aspergillaceae. The record is from RefSeq and is a predicted model, not a curated record. The transcript is spliced from 5 exons. The coding region runs from base 1 to 1593 and encodes 530 amino acids.